UGUGUGUUACGUUCCUGGGAAGGUUCUACCAGAGUCUAAAGGACAACGAUGUUGAGUUCACACCUGCCAGUAUUGAAAAGGAGCUCUUGAAAUCCUGCAAAGAAGCAAAAGGCAAAGAGAACCGCCUGUGCUAUUACAUUGGGGCCACAAGUGAUGCAGCCACCAAAAUAAUUAAUGAGGUAUCAAAGCCCAUGAGUCAUCACAUCCCCGUGGAAAAGAUCUGUGAGAAACUAAAGAAGAAAGACAGUCAGAUCUGUGAACUAAAAUACGACAAACAGAUCGACCUGAGCACCGCCGACCUGCGCAAGCUGCGCGUCAAGGAGCUGCGGCGGAUCCUGGACGACUGGGGCGAGGCGUGCAAGGGCUGCGCCGAGAAGUCCGACUUCAUCCGCAGGAUCCAUGAACUGAUGCCCAAGUACGCGCCGCGGGCGGCCGGUGCCCGCGCAGACCUCUGA
Molecule: messenger RNA, 455 nt
Organism: Antrostomus carolinensis (chuck-will's-widow)
Lineage: Eukaryota; Metazoa; Chordata; Aves; Caprimulgiformes; Caprimulgidae
Gene: MANF
Product: mesencephalic astrocyte derived neurotrophic factor
Exons: 3
Biological process (GO): dopaminergic neuron differentiation; neuron projection development
Cellular component (GO): endoplasmic reticulum
Source: RefSeq, a predicted model, not a curated record